Molecule: messenger RNA, 1528 nt
Organism: Candoia aspera
Lineage: Eukaryota; Metazoa; Chordata; Lepidosauria; Squamata; Candoiidae
Gene: MTG2
Product: mitochondrial ribosome associated GTPase 2
Exons: 6
Coding region: 28-1227 (399 amino acids)
Cellular component (GO): mitochondrion
Molecular function (GO): GTPase activity; magnesium ion binding; GTP binding
Source: RefSeq, a predicted model, not a curated record
CCAUCUUCUUUUUUCUUCUAGGCAAAUAUGUUACAAAUAAUGGUCAGAGCUUGGUUGGAAAUUCACUGGAGGCCAGCGUAUUCCCAAAUACAUAACUGCUUAUUACAAAAGCAGGUUAAAAACUGGCACAGGAGCCUUAGCAUAACCAGCACAAAAUGUUCAAAAUCUCAGCGGAGAAGCUGUAAAGCAAAUAUAUCUGAGAAGAAGCUGAGUCGAUAUUUUGUCGAUCAUCGAAAGGUACAUGUGGUAGGAGGGAAAGGAGGGGAUGGAAUUGCUUGUUUUCUCAGUGAACCUAGAAAAGAAUUUGGAGGUCCCGAUGGAGGAGAUGGAGGAGAUGGGGGACAUAUUAUAUUUAAAGUGGAUCAGCAAGUCAAAUCCUUGGCCUACCUCCAUCCAUUUUAUAAAGGUUUCAGUGGGGAAAGGGGGGGAAGCAAAAACUGUUAUGGAUCAGCUGGCAGAUGCCUUUACAUUAAGGUUCCCAUUGGUACCAUAGUUAAGGAAGGCAGCAACCUUGUAGCUGAUCUCAACCAUCACGGUGAAGAAUACGUUGCAGCGUAUGGUGGAGCUGGGGGGAAAGGCAACCGUUUCUUUCUGGCUAAUGACAACCGAGCACCAACAACUGCUACUUCAGGAGAACCGGGUCAAGAAAGGUUUCUUCACUUGGAGCUCAAGACUGUGGCCCAUGCAGGGAUGAUAGGGUUCCCUAAUGCUGGGAAAUCUUCACUCUUGCGAGCUAUCUCCAGAGCAAGACCCGCUGUGGCUCCAUACCCAUUCACAACCUUGAAUCCUCACGUAGGCAUUGUUCACUAUGAAGACUACGAGCAGAUUGCAGUUGUAGAUAUCCCUGGAAUAAUAAAAGGAGCCCAUGAAGACCGAGGGCUUGGCUUAGCCUUCCUGAGACAUAUAGAACGCUGCUGCUUCCUUCUGUUCGUGUUGGACCUCUCUGUGGCUGAGCCCUGGGCUCAGCUGGAAGCCUUGAAAUACGAACUGGAGCAGUAUAAAGUUGGCCUGUCACAGAUUCCUCAGGCCAUUGUUGCAAACAAGCUUGAUCUUCCAGAGUCAAAGAACAAUUUAUCUCUCCUCAAGGAGCAAGUGAAGCAGAGAGUCAUCCCGCUAUCUGCUCUGACAGGAGAAAAUCUGGAGGCGUUGUUGCUGCAUCUGAGAGAACUCUAUGAUGAUUACCUAAAAGCAGAAAACGAACAGGCUCGCAAGCCAAUGAAAUGGUAGUCAGUAACAGCUCUUCCUUUGUCAUGUUGAGAUAGGAAGGAAAAGUAUAGUUGGAAUUUGGGGGCGGACAGCAGAUACAGUCUCUAAAAGCAGAAGAUUGCUUUGAGAGACAGAGCCCUACCAGCAGAGUGUGCUAGUAGCAGGUGAGAAAGAAUGAUCAAUCUGUACAGAUAAUAAAUUAAGCAAAACAUGAGUCCACCAUGCAACAGAGAGUGAAAUGUUCUUAAGCCUAUAGAGAUCUAAAGGGCAUAAUGUAAUCAAAGGUACAUUCAAUAAUUUAAUAAAGGUAAGUUUAUUUAUU